Messenger RNA from Lathyrus oleraceus (garden pea), 623 nucleotides. RefSeq names its product ureidoglycolate hydrolase. NCBI's taxonomy places the organism in Eukaryota, Viridiplantae, Streptophyta, Magnoliopsida, Fabales, Fabaceae. The transcript has 5 exons. The record is from RefSeq and is a predicted model, not a curated record. Gene Ontology annotation, molecular function: hydrolase activity, acting on carbon-nitrogen (but not peptide) bonds, in linear amidines. Bases 82 to 594 code for a protein of 170 amino acids.
AUGCAAGAGUUCGUACAACUGGUGUUGUGGAGAUCCAGUUCAGGUGAACAUGCAGAGAUGACAUGAUUUUUUUCUACUCAAAUGUUGGCUGUUGAGAAACAUGUCUUGGAAUCUGGAUCUAUUGAUACUGUUGGCACUGUUGGUAUCCUUGAACUGCAUCCUGGAGCAAUCAAUAGUAUCCCUAGCAAAUCGCACAUAGAAAUUGAUACUAGGGACAUCGAUGAGGAAAGAAGAAACCAAGUUAUUGACAAAAUCCAUGAAACAGCAAUUAGAAUAACCAAAACACGAGGUGUCAAGCUCUCCGAGUUUCAUGUCAUCAAUCAGGAUCCACCGGCUCCAUCUGAUGAAGCAGUCAUCAAUGCAAUGGAAACUGCAACAAAAGAGCUAAACUUGACGAGCAAGUUAAUGAUUAGUCGAGCCUAUCACGACUCUUUGUUCAUGGCCAGGGUGUCUCCAAUGGGCAUGAUCUUCAUUCCAUGCUACAAAGGAUACAGCCAUAAGCCUGAAGAAUUUUCCAGUAUUGAAGACAUGUCAAAUGGUGUAAAAGUAUUGGCUUUCACCUUAGCCAAAUUGUCCCUUCAGUCAACUGUUUGAUAUACUUUCAAAAGUUCUCUUGUUUCUCA